UGCUGGUAUGCUUGUUGCAGUCGAUUCUAUUCCUAUUCCGGCACUAAAGACUGGUAGUUUGCUGUUUGCAUUGCGUAAAUUCCUGACAACACAACUAUUAUCUGUACAAAAGUGAUCUUCGUGUGCUCUGGUUGCUCUGCUGUGCCUGCACAUUGCAUCAGUGCCAGCUGCCAAAUCAUUGGGCAUCACAAGUAUUGCACUGACCGAAUAAGCAGGCAUCGAUAGAGCAAGUUGCGAUCUGAAGUUGGUUACGUAUCGUGACGUGUAAAGAAAUUUCAUCUUUAACUUGUGACAGAAAAAAGCAGUAGUUGCAUUUUAAAUAUUUAUGGGCUGUUGUGCCAGCGCGACAUGCAUUUGUACGAAAACGGCAAUCGAUCAGCAAUCUACAGAUGGAACAGCGUGUACGUGGAAUUAGAUGGGAUGCUGCAGCACGGCAAUGUUAUCGGCCUAGAAGAAGUCGCCGGCGGCUCAAAGCGCUUGAUCGUGGAUUUCGGAUAUCCGGACCAACGAUCAGUGUCCAUUGAAUACGGGAAGAUUCUUGAUUGUUCCGAUAAAAUGAAGGCUGAUGCAACGUGGACGUCUUCAAGCAACCAGCUGUCCGGUUUGCUGACCGGUGCGGAUGAUAGCGCCAGCGUGGAGGUACUGAUCCGCGAUCGCCCCAGUCAUCCAUGGAAAAGGUAUCCCUCCAAACUGCUUUUGCACCAGCACUGCAUGGAAGAUUUAACAAAUGAUGCUGUCGUGGAGGUGAGACUGGCCAACCACAUCAUUCACGAACUGCUUCCACGGAAACAAAUGCGGUUGCCGCUGUCAAAAGAGGCCCGCCGGCUCAGAGUACUUCAACCUGGUCAUUUUGUAUUGCGCUCGUGCCAGUUCGGAGAAGGAUUUUGGACUACGCUAGAACCCGAGAUUGCAGCUCGUGUUCACCGCGAAAUUGAUGACACUCGCAUCGUUUCUGUCGUGGGCGAGACGAUGGUCUAUCUCCAGCGGCACGCUGACAAACCACUGGAGGAGGAGAAUUUAAGCAAGAUGUUUACAUUGUUACUCGACAACAUUCGCAACAGUAUUAAAAGAGAAACCCGCUACAAGUCACCUAUUGUGAUGAAACAAGCGGAGACCGCGAGCAACGACGAACUCUCUUUGAACCUGCCAGUGGAGUUACUGAAGGAAGUCUUUCUGAUUCUGGAUACCAUCGAGCGGCAGCGUUGCCGGCGCAUUUGUCCGCUGUGGAACGAAGUUAUAACUUCUCCAGAGCUGUGCCGCGAUGUCCAUGUGCACCUUUAUCCAAAGCAGACUAAUAUUUUUCCGAAUUCCCAUUACGGCGCUUUUGCAAGCAUUUUCAAGCACUUUACAUCGAUGACGCGGACGGUUUUCGUAAGAGACGCCGUUAUUUUUGGCAUAGACAGUAAAGGACGGGAGAUCCAAAGCAGCGCCGGUGCGGCGAUCACCUGCAUCCGGCACUUGCUGGAAACCACCGGUACUCGCCUGGAUCUGGUGGUGCUCAUCGACAGCAAUACGUCGGUCUUCGGCCGUCACUGGAAUUUGGGAGAUUACUUUAACAACCUGGCGCAGGCAUACACCGGAAUGGCAGUGCGAGGCGCUCGCAUAAUUUGGAGGAAUUGUUCACUUUCCUACUGUGAAGAAAGGUACUCCAUCGUGUUCCGCAUUCCCCAUGCAGGUUUCUGUCUGCGUACCAUUAAUGCGACGCAUAUUUGGAACUUGUUUGAGGAACACUUAGAUUAUGGAAAGCCACUAGAAGCGGAUCUCACUGCGCAGUGGAUAGAAGAACAGAUCACGACAAAUUCCACUAGAAACUGUGUUUCAGUUAUCCAGAUACUGGACGCCUGUCAAAGCUGCGAUCCGCGUCCACCUGCGUAUUUGUUCAACCGGAAGUGGACGCUUGACAAUCUGGGAAGCUUACAAAUUGGAGGAUUAAAUCGGCUCUGUUUGUAUGGACUGUCUAACUACAUUUUAAAGUGGAGCGGAACAUAUUCAGCAAACGACCGCAAGCUGUGACAAGGAAAACCCAACCAAUAAACUGCAGCGUUCUAUCGCCAAAUUAGGAUGUUUUGGUUUCACCUUUUGAACACAAAGAGCUUAGAAGUGCUCUAAAAACCGAUACAGUCUUAAAAACGAAAAUAUAGCACAUGUGUACUUAAAAGCGAGAUUAGAUUCCCGUAAUCAGUAUGACUUUUCCCGGUAAUUCGCACCUGAACGGUUUAGCCAAAAUCGAUGUUGUGUUAUGUCGCAGUGACAGUACCUCUGUAAAGUAAGCAAAAGUGUUAAGUGGAUCUUACCACAAUCUUGAACAAUAUUGAACCGUGCGUGGAGACUACGGAUAUUACCAAUACUCGUAGCCAUCCAAAAUAUGAUUAGUUUGCAAGGCUGAUCAGAUCGCCCUGCAAACUCAUGCAACACGGAAAUUAUGCCCAGAUGACCCGCUGAACUCAAACCUAUACUCCUAGCGAUGAACUCCCUCACUACGAGCGAAAUCAUCAGAACGCUUGUCCACGAACACUGAAAGGGUAUCUGUUCCGCUUUCCGAACGCCGUUUUGGACUGCAGGAUAUUAUUGCGACACGGAUUUGGGAUUUGUUUGAUGAGCACCUGGACUAUGAAGAACCGCUUGAUGUGAAAGUUAUUACACACUGUAUAAA
Messenger RNA from Paramacrobiotus metropolitanus, 2653 nucleotides. RefSeq lists its product as uncharacterized. Gene Ontology annotation, molecular function: protein binding. The coding region runs from base 349 to 2013 and encodes 554 amino acids. The transcript is spliced from 3 exons. The record is from RefSeq and is a predicted model, not a curated record. Lineage: Eukaryota; Metazoa; Tardigrada; Eutardigrada; Parachela; Macrobiotidae.